This is a messenger RNA of Myotis daubentonii (Daubenton's bat), 1688 nucleotides long. RefSeq names its product linker for activation of T cells family member 2 (gene LAT2). The record is from RefSeq and is a predicted model, not a curated record. Gene Ontology annotation, biological process: B cell activation; calcium-mediated signaling; B cell receptor signaling pathway. NCBI's taxonomy places the organism in Eukaryota, Metazoa, Chordata, Mammalia, Chiroptera, Vespertilionidae. Gene Ontology annotation, cellular component: plasma membrane.
UGGUGUUAGUGUGCAUUUGUGUUCUUUAGCGUGUGCUUCUCCACGUCUUCCUGCUGCCGCUGCCUGUGUGUGUCCGCGUGUGCACUUCCAUUUCAUUCUUCCUCCCUGCCCCUCUGCGUCUCUUACUCUCUGUGUGACUUGUGUUUACACGUGUGUGCUUAGCGUGUGUGUCCAUAGCUUUCUGUUCUCUCUCUCUCUCUCUCUCUCUCUCUCUCUCUCUCUCUCUCUCUCGUGCAUGUGUCUCUCUGUUCACACCAGAGCCUGUCCGGCAGGGCAGCGGAUGUGUGAGGGAUGAUUCAGUGGCUGACAGGAAGCCUGCCGCCUUGCUUGCUGCCCACAAGUAUCUGUGGUGUUGGCGUCAGCUCCUGCAGGUGUGUGGGCUCAAGAUGAGGUGGCCGCAGUGAAGAGCCCUCAACUCUCAGGAAAAGUGCACAGGAGCCGACAUGAGUGCAGAGACGGAGCUGCUGUGGCCCGGGGUGGCCUUCCUGCUGCUGCUGGGCGCGGUGGCCAGCCUGUGUGUUCGCUGCUCCCGCUCAGGUGCGAAGCGACCGGAGAAAAUUUAUGAGCAGAGGAACCUGCAAGAGAAUCAACAGAGCUUUGCAGUGACCGGGACCUAUUCCUUGGCCAGGCCCCUGAUGGACACAGCCUCUGACCUGGCACCAACAAGGAAGGAUAAGCUGCUGCAGUUCUCCCCCAGCCUCGAGGAUUCUGCAUCACCAAGGUACCUGAACUUCAGCAAAGGACGCAGACACGGAUCAGAUGCCUCCUACAUAGACCCCAUCAUGGAGUAUUUCAACUGGGAGCGGUCCCAGAAGCAGCAGGGAGCAGAUGACGAGGAUGCUAACUCCUACGAGAACGUGCUCAUCUGCAAGCAGAAAGAGCCCGACUCAGGCGAUGAGGAUUAUCAGAACUCUGCUUCCAUCCACAAGUGGCGGGAGUCCAGAAAGGUCGUAGGGCAAGUCCCAAGAGAAGCACCUCUCUCCCCUGCGGGAAUCCCCGAUGAGGAUGAAGAUGGAGAGCCCGAUUAUGUAAAUGGGGACGUGGCCGCCACGGAAGCCUAGGGCAGACCUGGGAGAAGCCCGGGAGGGCAGCGGAACGCUGACCCCACUGUGCGCCCCUCCCCUCUUGAAACCAGUCGUGCCGAGGGGACGAAGUGCCAGCCAAAGCACGCCCUUUCCUGUAGCCAGCCACGUUCAUCUUCGCCGAGGGGCCAAGGAACCACCGCUCACAGGAAUAGUUACCGUCUCCCACCCGUCACCUCGCCGGAGCAGCUGGACUUCUGGACCCACCACGCUACUCACGGGAGGGGCACCUGCAUGUCCCACGGACCAUCCCUCUGGCCACACGGGACCCGCAAGUUACACGUGGAGCCAGCUUCCCGGGGGCUGGGAAGAGCGUGGCGUGAGCACACUGCGGCCCCUGUAACUGAAUGCCCAGCACUGGGGCAGUGGCACCCCAUCCCCACAUCUAAGCACCGAACAGUACUGGCCUUCGUGUCCUUUUUGCUCUGGGUUUGGAUCCCAAAUCGCUUACUAAUGUCAGUUGCUGGGAUUCUGUGUGAUCGAUAAGUUGUGUAAUUAACUUAUACAGGUGGAGCCAUAUUUAAUGUUCUGCGUUCCAGGGUAGGUUUUGUCUAUCUUGUCUCCUCUAAGCAUUACAUGUUCUGACUUCAGCAGACACUUGGGGCG